AUUUAUGCCAGAUUAUGCCAGUGCGCGCUUGGUUGUAAUUAUGCUAAUUAAGUGACGACACAAUUAGCGCCCGCAUUAAAGGGAGGUGGAUUGGCAUAAUAGCAGUGUCGACUAAAAUGUUUAAAUCUUCUAUAAUGUUGACGAUGAAAGGAAAACUGUGAAAGUUUUUUUUUACUAUUUAGCUUUACUCAGGUAUGUCUGAAAGAUAUUCAUUUUUUGUUCAAUAUGUUGUAACUGUAAGAUUGUUGUUUAUAUUGGAGGAACAUCAGUUGAUGAAAGGAGUGAAUAAAGGACUUGAGAUAUACAACGAUGGAACUUCCUAAGAACAAAAAUGACUCUGCGAGCGAUAAAGUUGAAUCGUGUCAAAGCGACUUUUACGUCCGUCCUCUGAAUCGUGCCAUACAGAAAAAUUUAAGAACAACACAAUCUUCUCCUCAUCGCAGUGUUGAACUCCAUCACACAAAGAGUUUCAGCGAGAUAGUUCACCUGCAUCCAUCGCACACCGAUUUAUCCAGUAUUGCCACCAAUUCUCCUAAACUCCGAGCUAUUGAGGAACUGCAGCAUGAAAUACGUCGACCGGAGAGUGUUCUUGAGAUUUCCGAAAUGCCAACGACUAGCGACGAAGAGUCUGAUGUGGAUGCAAUAGAAACACAGCAAGAGAAAGGUGACGAGGCCAUGAAGAUUUUCCUAGAGUCAAACGUCAAUGUGCCUCUUGAUGGAAACAUGACAUCAUCGUCUGUAUCCCAGGAUACAAUAGACUCCGAUAUUGCAUCAGAGAGCGAGCUUAUCGUCGGAAAUUGGAAACGGGAAAAAAUAGAUUCUAUUGUAUCGAGUAGUUCCAGUGCUGAGAAACGUUUUUUGACGCCUUCCGGUAUUCUUCUCUACCGAGAACAACAAGUUGAUUCAAUGCUUGACACGAAACGUGUUCAUCGCUCGUCAUCUUCCUCUGAGAGGCCAAUGAGUCCACUUGCUGUUCGUAAGAGUAAAGAGUCUCUCAAUGAUAACAGCAUGAAUAACAAGGUGUACAAAGAUGAUCAUGAAGGAUACAAGAAGGACAAUGCAAGAGACGAGGAUGAUACCGAUAGUGAUAGCGAGACUGAUGAUGAUGAUGUCAUCUCUGUUAGAGGAGAGAAAAUCCCGAGGAAAAAUUUUGUAUCUAAUUCUGGACUACAGGAUCUUGGACAACUUGUUCGCAAGUACGAGAAACAAUAUGAACAACUUAUUAACAGGAGUAAACAACAACACGACAGAAUAAAUACUUUACAAAAGGAUAAUGUCAAUAUGCAUAGAGAACACAAUCGUCUUCAGGGCUUGAUUCGAGACUGUUAUAAAUAUGAAGACGGUUUGAAAAGAAAGGCAGCGGAGGUUUCUGAAGAGAAAGAGAAGGUAAUUUCACAAUUAGGUCAACAAGUUAAAGAUCUCCGUAGUAAAUUGCAAGAAAAAAUAUGCGAGAAUAGUGACCUACAGGAAAGCGCCGAAUACUGUCAGAUGCAGGUGAAUAAGUAUGAUGAUAUUAUGAAACAGCUUAUGACUGAAGCAAUCGCGAUGUUUGAUACAUUCUCGAAAGAAUCUCAGUCGAAAGAAACUUUUGAAUAUGAUGCUGAGACGAAUCCGGACGAACUAGUUGGUUUGCUGAAAAGCAGAAGACAGUCGCUUUCGGAUGAGCUCAAACAUGAUUAUGAUGACAAAAGGCCUCCAAAUGACUGUCAAAUAACAAUGUCGAAGAAACAAUGCACCAAAAGAGGUUUUUUGCUGAAACGUUCCGCAAGUUUAGAUACACUUUUGACUCUAAGGAAACGUUAUUACGGCAAACUAAACGAACAUUCUUUAUUGUUUUUGAGAAAUGAAAUGGACGUACAACCGAAAGAUUUGGAGAAGAAAAAUGAUCAGUUAAUGAAGGUUAACACAGCGCUUCGAAAAAAAUGUUCAAAAUGGAAACAACAAUUCGAACAUUUGAAGGAACGAUACGCAAAGAGAUCUGGCGCUAGUGACGUCAAAAGAAAGUAUGAGCAAGUUCUUCCGAGUACUGAGUUGCGACGAUUGCAAAAAAUAAUCCAACACCGAAGAAAGUGUCACUCUGAAUCAUCAAUCAACACGUUACAACUAUGGCGGAAGCAAAGUACUUAUAUUAUCGAACAAAACAAAAGACGACAUACGGUAUCCGUUUUCAACACAGAUGAUCUGGAACCUGAAAUGUCAAUAGAAACAGUUUCAUCCGUGGAGAAUUUCACAACUCUAACGGAUAACAGUGACGUGAAAACUUCUACCACUGCAUUGGAAGAGGAUGAAGAAACGGUUGGACACCAGGAACUUUCUCAUUUGGAGCAGCGUUUGAAGCAGCUGUCGAAGAUCACUGAAAACAUGAGUGAAACAAUUGUGAAAAAUAGCCAAAGUGUCAGAAGUAUGACCAAGGUGACGGGUGGCGAGAACUUGGUGAAACUGUUGUCUGGUAUCUAUGGCGAAAAACUUUUUUCCAUCAUCAAAGAGAUUUAUGAUGAACAUUUGAGAGUAAUGCAGAAUAAUAUUGAAAGUCGUGAGCGGGAAUGCCGCCUCUUUAAAGAGCAGUUGUUGCAAAAGGACCAUAAGAUUGAAAUGAUGGAGUAUCAUUUCAAAUCUCUCAAAAGAGAACUUUAUCUUUCUCAAAAAGAACUGAGGAAUUACGAAAAUACAAACGAGACAUUGGAAAGUGAAAUACAAAGUUUGAAAGACAAAAUGUUGGUUCAGAAAACUGAACAUGAAAUGGUUAAGUUCUACCAUGAGAACCAUGAAAAGAGAAAUUAUCGUCCCAGCAAUGAGAAUUUUUAUAUAAAGCAACAGGAUGAUUGGGAUUUGUUUUAAACUUGCUUUUGCAAAAUGACGACACAUGGAGGCUUAAUUUCUUGUUUGCUUUAAUUUAUAGAAGUGGCGUCUCAAUUUAAAAACAAAUUAAACGGCCUCUUAAGUAAGUACAAAAUUAUUUAAGUAAACAUUUGUUACUCAUCUCCUGAAUAAAUAUAAUUUUACGUACGUCUA
Molecule: messenger RNA, 3012 nt
Organism: Xenia sp. Carnegie-2017
Lineage: Eukaryota; Metazoa; Cnidaria; Anthozoa; Malacalcyonacea; Xeniidae
Product: kinesin-related protein 4-like
Exons: 5
Coding region: 310-2838 (842 amino acids)
Source: RefSeq, a predicted model, not a curated record